Schistosoma rodhaini is the source of this 2958-nucleotide messenger RNA. The record is from the annotation of a GenBank genome assembly. NCBI's taxonomy places the organism in Eukaryota, Metazoa, Platyhelminthes, Trematoda, Strigeidida, Schistosomatidae.
CACUGAUUAGUGAAUUUAUUAUUACCUGUAUUACUAAUAGUCAUUUAAGUUUAUUGUCAUCAAAAAAUCUAAAAAUAAACUGUUAUUGAAACUUCACUUUAUGGAGUUUCUUUUUGUCAUCAUUAUAACUAUUUACACAGGUACUCAGCUCUAGUAGACCUGUAUAUUUAUUCGUUUACUUAUACACAUAUCUAUAUAAUGAAAAAAAAAUCAAAUAUAUAGGACAAAUAAAUCAAAAAAUUCACAAGUAAUUUUAUUAAAUCUAAAGCUUUUUUCUACCCUAGAGAUAAGUUAUGUAAAAAAAACUUUGUACUAGAAAUAGACUUUUGUUGAAUCAAUUGUAUUUUUCUCAGCGAACAAGCACAGAGAUCUUGAGUGUCCUGGAAAUUUUUAUAUGGACUUUGGACUAGUAGUACUACUUCAAACUUUCAGAGUUAUUCCUGUAUCAAGAAUCCAAAUUGUUUAUUAAUUAAUAUAAUUAGUAUGAAAAUAUUUUAUUAGAUGUGUGUAUGAGGUUUGGACAUAAACAUUGUAUUUAAUUAUCUGUAUAUUGAAACAGUAACAAUAUGAGUCACGUAUAGACUGAAUAUUAAUGCGAAUUGUUGUUAUAUGUCUGAAGUUUUUGCAAAUUAUAAAUUAGUAACUGUAACUUCUCAACACGUCAACGGUCAACACUCUUUUGAAUGUAGACUCGGUUGAAAUACUGUAAAUGUGCCAACGAAACUUCAGUUUCUCUUCAAAUUAUAAUUUUUUCAUUAUUAACCAGACUGUAACUGAGACACUUAAAUACCAGUUGUCGGAAAGUACAUCUAGUCUUAAUAAUCCAAAUAAAAUUAGCUCACGAAUACUUGAAGAUGCCGCAUUAAAAUUAUGGUCGAAUUUGAAUUUGGAUAGAAUAAAUUUCAAUAACGAAUUGUUAAAAUUAAGUGCAAAGUUAAGAGAAAAUAUUGCUAUUAAUCUAAAUCAUCAACAUCAAAAUCAUCAUCAUUGUAACGAUGAGAGUGACAAUGAUAGUAACAGUAAUAAGUUAGCACAGAUUUUAUCUCUGUCUAACUUCAAAAUAAAUCCAUCACUGCCAUCAUCAUGUUCCCAAUCAACAUCGUCAUCUUCUAUAAUACAUGAUAAUACGAACAAUAAUAGCAAUAAUACUGUCACUACUAUAAGUACUAAUAAUGAAAUUCCAUUAUCGCUAACCAAUUAUUCAACUAUAUCACAAAUUGCUCAGUUUGCAUCGGCUGCUAACCUUUUCAAUUCUACUGGAAUUGAUCUACAUUGUCCAACUAAUUUUUAUGCAAUUCAAAAUAAUAAAUUGAUCACUUCUAGUUAUAAUACUGAUGCUCAUACAAAUAUCGCUGAAACCUUAAUUUCUAACAGUUUAACCACUGUUACUUCCAAUACAAACACUUUCGUAUCUGCUAAUAAUGCUACGUCUUUUACAAAUUACACAACUUCUCACUUCACUGGUAACUCUUUUCGAAGCCAAGCAGAAAGUUUCAACUUGAAGACUGAAAAUGAAAUUUCAUAUCAUCUACCACAGCAACAACUGAAUCUGCCUGAUAAUUACCAUCACCAUCAACAACAGCAACAACAAACCACGAAAGCAAACUUUUGUGAAACACAAGAUGAGCAGAUAAACAACUCAGUUGAAUUGAAACAGUCAAAGCCGUCGACAGAAUUAAUCAAAACUAAACAGACAUUAUAUUGUUGUUCUAUAUGCCGACAAAGAUUUCAUUCAAACACUGGUCUAAGACGUCAUAAUUUAGCUUUACAUGCGACGAAAGCUAUGAAAUGUGACCAAUGUGUGAAGGUUUUCAGACAUCAAGCAGCUUUAUCUGAUCAUAAAAAACGAGUUCAUGGUCCACGUGAAUAUAUUUGUGGUAUAUGCUCUGCAGAUUUCGCUACAGAAACUUAUCUACGUUCGCAUGUACGAAUUCAUGAUGAGAAACGAUUUGUUUGUUUAGAAUGCAAACAUGGUUUUUCAAAUCCAUCCGAUUUAAAAAAUCAUAUGCGAAUACAUAAUGAUGAAAAACCAUUUGAAUGCGAAGUGUGUGGAAAAGCAUUUCGCCAUGUUAGUGGAUUUUAUGCUCAUAUACGAAUUCAUACAGGUGAAACACCAUAUCAAUGUGAAUUGUGUGCAAAGAAAUUCAGUAAUGCAAGCAAUUUUCGCAUGCACAGAAGGGUGCAUACGAAAGAAAUGCAGUUUCGCUGUCAAACAUGCGGUAAAGAAUUUAUCCAACCAAGUAACUACAGUCGACACUUACGAAUACAUACAAAAGAAAAACCUUAUUCAUGUAAUUUAUGCUCCGCGAAAUUUCUUUAUUCAACUUCAUUAAAACGACAUCAACAACGUCAUCAUGGUUUAGAAUUAUUAAGAUGUCAGUUAUGUCAAAAAACAUUUUUGAAUGAAUCAUGUCUUAUUCGACAUCGUACUGGUUGUGAAUUACGCGCUUGCGUUAAAACGGCAGAUGAAGAAUUAUACACUCAUUUAUUAUGAAACUAAUAAUAUCAAGACAAACCUUUCUACAUUUAACAUAAUAAUUCUCUUUUUACAACUAGAAAAGAAUAAUAAUAAUGUGUCAACGUACAUUAUGAAUAAUAAAUAAUGAGUAGAUUGUAAAUCUUGUUUUGUUUAACUUUUCUUUUAAUUCGCUAAAAUAAAAUGUUCACUUAUUUUUUUACGCAUCCAGAAAAUUUUCAACAAGUAAACUAUGAACACUAUUUUUAUUUGGACUAUUACAUCAUACUUUUUUUUAAGAAAAAUCUUUGAUGACAAAUAUUUUACGUCAUUUUUUUUCUUUUCUUUUUAUAUAAGCCACUUUUGAUUGGUUUAUUUUUGCAGUUUUCUUUUUUCAUUUUUUAAAAUCAGAUAAUGUUCUUUACCAUACCUUAAAGUUUAUUUUGUCAGAUAAUAUUCGUAACAAUGAGAAUUAAAAUAAUAAAUUUUAUAUUUUUCAUAAA